Cotesia congregata is the source of this 1350-nucleotide messenger RNA. The record is from the annotation of a GenBank genome assembly. Lineage: Eukaryota; Metazoa; Arthropoda; Insecta; Hymenoptera; Braconidae.
CGUGAGUGUAUCUCAAUCCACGUUGGACAAGCCGGAGUACAGAUCGGUAAUGCCUGCUGGGAAUUGUACUGCCUUGAACAUGGAAUCCAACCGGACGGUCAAAUGCCCUCCGAUAAAACAAUUGGAGGAGGUGAUGACAGUUUUAACACUUUCUUCAGUGAGACCGGUGCGGGUAAACACGUACCCAGAGCUGUUUUUAUCGACUUGGAGCCUACUGUAGUCGAUGAGGUUCGAAGCGGAACAUACCGUCAAUUGUUCCACCCAGAACAGCUGAUCACCGGAAAAGAGGACGCAGCGAACAACUACGCCCGCGGUCACUACACGAUCGGAAAAGAAAUAGUAGAUCUAGUCCUCGACCGAAUUCGCAAGCUCGCAGACCAAUGUACCGGACUUCAAGGAUUCUUAAUAUUCCACUCGUUCGGCGGUGGUACCGGAUCCGGAUUCACGUCCCUCCUGAUGGAGCGUCUUUCAGUCGACUACGGUAAGAAGUCAAAGCUGGAGUUCGCAAUCUACCCAGCCCCCCAGGUAUCAACAGCCGUUGUCGAGCCUUACAACUCGAUCCUGACCACCCACACGACCCUCGAGCACUCCGACUGUGCCUUCAUGGUUGACAACGAGGCUAUCUACGACAUUUGCCGCCGCAAUUUGGACAUCGAGAGACCGACCUACACCAACCUGAACAGACUUAUCGGACAGAUUGUAUCCUCGAUCACAGCCUCCUUGAGAUUCGACGGAGCCCUCAACGUCGACUUGACUGAGUUCCAGACAAAUUUGGUACCUUACCCACGUAUUCACUUCCCUCUGGUGACCUACGCCCCAGUUAUUUCCGCGGAGAAGGCCUACCACGAGCAGCUCUCUGUCGCUGAAAUCACCAACGCCUGCUUCGAGCCCGCCAACCAGAUGGUGAAAUGCGACCCGCGUCACGGAAAAUACAUGGCUUGCUGCAUGUUGUACCGAGGUGACGUCGUCCCCAAGGACGUAAACGCCGCCAUCGCUACCAUCAAGACCAAACGUACCAUCCAGUUCGUCGAUUGGUGUCCAACUGGUUUCAAAGUUGGUAUCAACUACCAGCCACCGACUGUCGUACCUGGUGGAGAUCUCGCCAAAGUACAACGUGCUGUCUGUAUGUUGUCCAACACGACAGCCAUCGCCGAGGCCUGGGCUCGUCUUGACCACAAGUUUGACCUUAUGUACGCGAAACGUGCCUUCGUACACUGGUACGUUGGUGAAGGUAUGGAGGAAGGUGAGUUCUCUGAGGCUCGUGAAGAUUUGGCUGCUCUUGAGAAAGACUACGAAGAGGUCGGCAUGGACUCUGCUGAAGGUGAAGGCGAGGGAGCUGAAGAGUACUAG